CGCUGAAUGUGUGCGGCCAUAUUUGAUUUUGGAAGGUGGAUGUGUAUUUGAACCGUGCAAAUAUCCUUUGCCAUCCGAAAUUAUUUCGCAAAGCGGAGUACUGAAGAAGAAUAGACUUAGUCCUCAACCUUUAUCAAUACUGAGAAAAACAAGUCCUGGAGAAACAAUUCUGUCUGGAAAACAGUGAAGGAAUCGGCCAAUAUGGCAACUAAAGUGGAGCAGAAUUCUGUGCUGCCAAAUCAUUCUGGGCCUGUGAAUGCCGAGCAGAAGACCAAUAAGUACGUCUCAAGUGACAAGGGCUGGAAGACACAACUGAACCUCCCUCCAAAAGACAACAGAUUGAGAACAACUGAUGUAACAAAUACCAAAGGAAAUGAGUUUGAAGAUUUCUGCCUGAAACGAGAGCUCCUCAUGGGUAUAUUUGAGAAGGGGUGGGAGAAGCCCUCUCCCAUUCAGGAAGCCAGCAUUCCUAUCGCCCUGACUGGGCGGGAUAUCCUUGCACGUGCUAAGAAUGGAACUGGCAAAACUGGUGCCUAUGCCAUUCCAAUCAUCGAACGAUGUGACCCGACCAAAGAUGAAGUCCAAGCUAUGAUCAUUGUGCCAACAAGAGAGUUAGCGCUGCAAACUAGUCAGAUCUGUAUAGAGCGCAAACAUAUUGGCUGCAAAGUCAUGGCCACCACUGGGGGUACAAACCUGAAGGAUGACAUAAUGAGACUAUACGACCCAGUGCAUGUGAUAAUUGCCACUCCAGGAAGGAUAUUGGAUCUCAUGAACAAAAACUUGGUGAAAAUUGGAAAAUGUCAGAUGCUGGUUUUGGAUGAGGCUGACAAACUCUUAUCUCAGGAUUUUAAAGGCAUGCUAGACAAUAUCAUCAAUCAUUUACCCAACAAGCGACAGAUCCUGUUAUACUCUGCAACGUUUCCUGUCACAGUUGAGCAGUUCAUGAAAAAACAUUUGAGCAACCCAUACGAGAUCAACUUGAUGGACGAGUUGACCCUAAAAGGAGUCACACAGUAUUACGCCUUUGUGCAAGAGCGUCAAAAGGUUCAUUGCCUGAAUACAUUGUUUUCAAAGCUCCAGAUCAACCAGUCCAUCAUAUUCUGUAACUCAACGCAGCGUGUAGAACUGCUGGCAAAGAAAAUAACAGAGCUCGGCUAUUCCUGCUUCUACAUACAUGCCAAAAUGAAUCAACAGCAUCGUAACAGAGUAUUCCAUGAUUUCCGCCAGGGCCUCUGCAGAAAUCUUGUCUGUUCUGAUCUUUUCACAAGAGGAAUUGAUAUCCAGGCUGUGAAUGUUGUCAUUAACUUUGACUUCCCUCGUCAUGCGGAGACGUACUUGCAUAGGAUUGGCAGAUCGGGAAGAUACGGCCAUCUGGGAGUGGCCAUCAAUUUGAUUACUUAUGAAGACAGGUUUGCAUUACACAGAAUUGAGCAGGAGCUCGGGACAGAAAUCAAGCCAAUCCCCAAGAUAAUCGACAAAGCCCUGUACGUGGCGGAGUUCCACCUGUCUGAUAUGGAUGGCCAGGAAGAAGAGGACGCUAAGCAUGCCACCCACAGCAAGAUGAGCACGCACCAAACCAUCCAGACAACCAAAUAAUCACGCAUCAAGGCAGCUUGUUGAACAUGCUCACCUUCAUCUCCCGGAGUUUUCCUUAGCAUGGCAACAUUGCCGACAACCCCAUUUUCAUUGAAAUCAUCCAUGGUCAUUCAAAUGCACACGUCAUAGGCUCCGAACCAAUGGGGAUGAGCAGGACGGUGGAACUUCCGGGUGAUAUGGAUCCAUACAUCUGAUAAGGAUUGCCAGUCAUUGGACUUGUGUGGAGCUCAUUGUAGAUAUCUCGUGUCAAGUGUAUCAACACCUGUGGAGUUUUCAUAAGUAAGAAACAGGUGUUUUCCAUGAAGUUUAACAAAAGAGACACCCCUGUUGACAUUGAAAGUGCCACUUUUUCCCCUCUACUUUUUGAAACAAUUUGCGAAAGUUAGCACAAAAUUGUAGAUGGAGGAGUUCUGUUAUAUGUUGAAGAGAUCAUUCAACUUUUCUUUAUUUCCAUCUGAGCACAAAGGGGAGAAGCUGCUGACAGUUAUUUUGGAAAGGAAUGAUAUUUUAUUCUUUAAUAAUGAAAAGGUUUAAACUGAUUCUUUACUGAUUGUAUAGCCAUGAUUGAAAAGGCUUGUUUGCCCUAUUUUUGUUGCAGUUUUAAUGUGCCCUACU
This is a messenger RNA of Liolophura sinensis, 2211 nucleotides long. RefSeq names its product ATP-dependent RNA helicase cgh-1-like. The record is from RefSeq and is a predicted model, not a curated record. NCBI's taxonomy places the organism in Eukaryota, Metazoa, Mollusca, Polyplacophora, Chitonida, Chitonidae. Gene Ontology annotation, molecular function: nucleic acid binding; RNA helicase activity; ATP binding.